Molecule: messenger RNA, 1944 nt
Organism: Eublepharis macularius
Lineage: Eukaryota; Metazoa; Chordata; Lepidosauria; Squamata; Eublepharidae
Gene: MLST8
Product: MTOR associated protein, LST8 homolog
Exons: 9
Coding region: 580-1560 (326 amino acids)
Biological process (GO): TOR signaling; regulation of actin cytoskeleton organization
Cellular component (GO): TORC1 complex; TORC2 complex
Molecular function (GO): protein binding
Source: RefSeq, a predicted model, not a curated record
GGGGCGGGGGGGGGCUCCUCUGCCUUCCCCAGUUUGGGGCUCCCGAAUUAACGGGGGCGGGUUCCGGCCCCCCCGCCCCCCGCGAAGGGGCAGAUGGGGGGGGUCAUCGCAGCCCAAAAUGGUGCCGUUGCUGCUGCGGUAUUUGGAACGUUUCCUUCCCUCUUGGCCGCGCCAGCCCUGCUCUGGGAAGCAGAAGCUCGUCCGCUCGCCUGCCUCUGUGCCGGCAUCCCUCCUCCCGCCCCCCCGUCAGGGUUUAGAUUGUGUCCUGUGAAGCGGGGGGAGGGGGAGGAUCUCGGCGCUUCCCUGCGCGCCUGCGCGGUUUUUAUCCUGGGACUGCAGUCGCAGAGCAGGAACCGCCUAGAGCCCUGCACUAAAUUCAUGGCCUAGGCAGGGCUUGGAUGUGGCUGCGCCAGACCGACCUCUCGGCCGCCAGGCUGCGCUGGCUCCCUCUCAAAGACUGUCGCAGACACAGAACUAGGGGAAGCAACUUCUUCUAAGGCACCAGCAUCACCUGCUCUGUAAAACAAGUGCAUUUGGGGACUCGCGUUCUGCCCUCCUGUCCCCUUAGAGACGCAAGCCAUGAACACAGCACAGGGCACAGUGGGCAGCGAUCCGGUCAUCCUGGCCACUGCUGGGUAUGACCACACAGUCCGGUUCUGGCAGGCCCACAGUGGGAUAUGCACCCGAACCGUCCAGCACCAGGACUCUCAGGUGAACGCUCUGGAGAUCACGCCAGAUCGUAGCAUGAUAGCAGCUGCAGGAUACCAGCACAUUCGAAUGUAUGACUUGAACUCCAACAACCCAAAUCCGGUGAUCAAUUACGACGGCGUGAGCAAGAACAUAACAUCUGUGGGGUUUCACGAAGAUGGACGAUGGAUGUACACUGGGGGCGAAGACUGCAUGGCCAGAAUCUGGGACCUCAGGUCGCGCAACCUCCAGUGCCAGCGCAUCUUCCAAGUGAAUGCACCAAUCAACUGUGUCUGCCUGCACCCUAAUCAGGCAGAACUGAUCGUAGGGGAUCAAAGUGGAGCCAUUCACAUCUGGGACUUGAAAACAGAUCACAACGAACAGCUCAUCCCAGAACCAGACGUCUCAGUCAACUCUGUUCACAUUGACCCUGAUGCCAGCUACAUGGCGGCUGUCAACAGCUCGGGCAACUGUUACGUAUGGAAUUUAACAGGUGGCAUCGGAGAUGAGGUGACGCAACUCAUCCCAAAGACCAAGAUUCCUGCACACAACCGUUAUGCACUCCAGUGCAAAUUCAGCCCAGACUCCACACUUUUGGCUACUUGUUCUGCUGACCAGACAUGCAAGAUCUGGAAGACGUCCAAUUUCUCUUUGAUGACGGAGUUAAGCAUCAAGAGUAACAACCCAGGAGAAACCUCCCGUGGCUGGAUGUGGGACUGCGCCUUUUCAGGAGACUCCCAGUACAUAGUCACUGCCUCCUCGGAUAACCUGGCCAGGCUCUGGUGCGUGGAGACAGGGGAGAUCAAGAGGGAAUACAGCGGCCACCAGAAGGCCGUCGUCUGCCUGGCCUUCAAUGACAGCGUGCUGAGCUGAGGACCAGCUGCGGGGGCCAGCUCCCUGCCAGAUGGGAGGGCCUGAGAACCGGACUAAUGGGGGGGAGAGGGAGACACCUUGAAGCAGAGCACAUUUGCUGCUCACCAGAAGAGGCUGGAAGCAGAGGAUGCCUCUCUUCCCUUGUGCGUAGCCUCCUCCCACAAGGGGUGGCACAUCCUGAGCUCCAGCUGACGGAUGGACACCUUCAAGAAUUGGAGCGGGGAGGGGGGGAGGAUGUGUUUCACAUGUAAGUUUUUGUUACCAGCCACAAUGAGGGACCAAAACAAUACUCAACUAGAAGUACUUGGAAGGUUGGGGGGCGGUUGCUCUUCACCUGAGUUGCCCAUUGGCCUUUAAUAAUAAAAGGUGUCUGAAAUAAACUCA